Molecule: messenger RNA, 666 nt
Organism: Trichoderma virens Gv29-8
Lineage: Eukaryota; Fungi; Ascomycota; Sordariomycetes; Hypocreales; Hypocreaceae
Exons: 1
Coding region: 39-506 (155 amino acids)
Source: RefSeq, a predicted model, not a curated record
UCUACACCUCCUUUUAAUUCUCAAAUAACAAGAACAAAAUGAAGUUUCUACUCUAUCUCGGCGCACUCACCGCCACGCUCCCUUCUGUUCUCGGCUCAGAAGAUACCUCACGAAAGGCCAUCCCUGCUUGUCCUCCUCGACCGGCCACUCCAGAAGAGCAGGAAAGGAUCUUCCACGCCUUUACCAACGAGUUCUAUGUUCAAAAGAACAUCCCCGAGGCAUUUGACAACUACGUUUGGAUUGAUUACAUUCAGCACAAUCCUUCUAUCGGGCAGGGUCGAGACGCCGCCGUGGCCGCCCUCUCCAAGAACCCAAAGGUCAACAACACCAUUGUACACCAAACAUUCACCAACAACACUGGUUUUGUACACCACUAUGAAUUCACUACUCCUCCAAUUAAGAUUAUGGAUGCGUAUCGAAUGAACGGAAGCUGUAUUGUAGAGCACUGGGAUGUUAUUGCAAGCCUGACUCUUGCCGAGAUUGACCCUACCCCAUUAUCAAGCUAGGUCCUAGGCACGGCAUUAGGGUAAUAUUAUGAGUGUGGGCCUAGGACGGGAUUUUCUCUUGUGUAUCGAAGGAUUUCUUUCUACCUUAUUUGGAACUCUGUAUCUACCCCUUAUUACAGGUAUCUAUAUGUUGAAUCUAUAUAUACAUGUAUAUGAUGCG